Molecule: messenger RNA, 780 nt
Organism: Rhipicephalus sanguineus (brown dog tick)
Lineage: Eukaryota; Metazoa; Arthropoda; Arachnida; Ixodida; Ixodidae
Product: peroxisomal membrane protein PEX14
Exons: 6
Coding region: 69-704 (211 amino acids)
Biological process (GO): protein import into peroxisome matrix, docking
Cellular component (GO): peroxisomal importomer complex; peroxisomal membrane
Molecular function (GO): signaling receptor binding
Source: RefSeq, a predicted model, not a curated record
GACAGCUGAGGAAAUCGAUGAGGCCAUAGAAAGGGCGAGGAUUGGGAAACCAAACACUGUAGCCCAGCAUGAGCUGGUCCCCUACCCUUCGUCGCCACCCCAGCUACCUCCACCUCCACCACCUCCAUUUGUUACAGCCAGAAUACUCUAUCUGGUCCCACCUGAGCCAUGUUUCUUCGUCGAUCGUGAUAGUCGGGGUUGCCUCCUAUGGCGCUUACUACAUGUACAAGAGGUAUAUAGAGCCAUACCUGAGAGGCUGGGAUGGUCCAAGAUCCAAACCGGACCGGCUGUCUCAAGUCCAGGAACAAAUCGGUGCCCUCACCGAAGCCAUCCAGCAACUGAGGGAGGCAGUUGCAUCUCUCGAGUCGGCUGUUGCUGAAGAUAGGAGGCUCCGUAAGCCAGCUGCCCUGGACUCUGCGAAACAGGAUCGUACCAUCUCGGAGCUCAAAUCCGAGGUCUUGUCGGUCAAGGCUUUGCUGCUGAGCAGGAAUCAGUUUCCGAGCGCGCCAAAAGUGACUCCCCCUGUGCCUAGCAUUCCCACCUGGCAACUCUCCAGCAACGGUGCUGAAAAGGCAGAAAACGGUGCCGCUUCUGAGUCCAGCGAAUCCGAAGAGAGCGAGGAACAAAGUUCAAAAAGCGCAAAGGAACCCAUGGAAUCAAGAAAAGAGGAGGUGCUCCAUAAUAGGCCAACAGGCUUGGCUUGAUGAUAAUGUUUUUAACGCUAUACAAUCGAAGUAUGUGCAUCUGGCUAUGCAAUUCGAUACAGGAAUCGUUUAUUAA